Messenger RNA from Penicillium brasilianum, 1747 nucleotides. The record is from the annotation of a GenBank genome assembly. NCBI's taxonomy places the organism in Eukaryota, Fungi, Ascomycota, Eurotiomycetes, Eurotiales, Aspergillaceae.
GAAAAUUUGGCUGUUGAUUCCGCGAUUCUCCUCUUCUUUCCCAUCGACUUUUCUUUUUGCUUCCUUGUUGUCCAUCGUUUCUUUGGGGCCUCUCUUUGCAAGAUGUCGAGCAUUACCCGUUCCCUCAACCUCCUGGCCCGCACCGGCCGGUCGUCCCUCUUGCGCCCGCGCGCCAUCAACCCCGUCCACCAUGUUUUUGCCAGCGACAAGAUGGCUGCCCGUGGCCUGGCCACUGCCUUCGAGCGCACCAAGCCCCACGUUAAUAUUGGUACCAUCGGUCACGUCGAUCACGGCAAGACCACCCUGACUGCCGCUAUCACCAAGCACCAGGCCGACAAGGGUCUGGCCAACUUCCUCGACUAUGCUUCCAUUGACAAGGCCCCUGAGGAGCGCAAGCGUGGUAUCACCAUUUCCACUGCCCACGUUGAGUUCCAGACUGAGACCCGCCACUAUGCUCACGUCGAUUGCCCUGGUCACGCCGAUUACAUCAAGAACAUGAUUACUGGUGCCGCCAACAUGGAUGGUGCCAUCGUUGUCGUCGCUGCUUCUGAUGGUCAGAUGCCCCAGACUCGUGAGCACUUGCUGCUCGCCCGUCAGGUCGGUGUCCAGAAGAUCGUCGUCUUUGUCAACAAGGUCGAUGCCGUUGAUGACCCAGAGAUGCUUGAGCUCGUCGAGCUCGAGAUGCGUGAGCUUCUGUCCACCUACGGCUUCGAGGGUGAGGAGACCCCUAUCAUCUUCGGUUCCGCCCUCUGCGCUCUUGAGGGCCGCCGCCCCGACAUUGGUGCCGAGCGUAUCGAUGCUCUUAUGACCGCCGUUGACACUUGGAUCCCUACCCCCGAGCGUGACCUUGACAAGCCCUUCCUCAUGUCCAUUGAGGAAGUCUUCUCCAUCCCCGGCCGUGGUACCGUUGCCUCCGGCCGUGUUGAGCGUGGUCUGCUGAAGAAGGAUACCGAGGUUGAGAUUGUUGGUGGCUCCGAUGUCCCCAUCAAGACCAAGGUCACCGAUAUCGAGACCUUCAAGAAGACUUGCGACGAGUCCCGCGCCGGUGACAACUCUGGUCUGCUGCUCCGUGGUGUCCGCCGUGAGGACAUUCGCCGUGGUAUGGUCAUUGCCCAGCCCGGCAGCACCAAGGUUGCCCAGAAGUUCCUGGUCUCCAUGUACGUUCUGACCGAGGCUGAGGGUGGUCGCCGUACCGGUUUCGGUGCCAACUACCGCCCCCAGGUCUACCUCCGCACUGCUGAUGAGCCUGGUGACCUCACCUUCCCCGAUGGUGACGAGUCCCGCCGCGUCCAGCCCGGUGACAACGUCGAGAUGGUCCUCGCUACUCACCGCCCCGUCGCCGCCGAGGCCGGUCAGCGCUUCAACAUCCGUGAGGGUGGCCGCACCGUCGCCACUGGUCUGAUCACCCGUGUGAUGGACCAGUAAAUUGGUCUUGCUCGACCUCGGCCGGAUGAGUCUUGAACAGACCGAUCUAGCCCUUGUAUUAUGACACCCCCUUUUAUCUUCUUUCUUGUCUUGUUUGUCUGUCAUCCUUUAUUCACAGCGCGGGAACCGUCGAUCAGCUCAAGGGAUCUGGGAGCAAGCUGGAGUUUUCGCUUGAAUCUUGUUCAUGUAUCUCUACUGUAUUGGAGAUGUCGUUGGUUGUUCUUCUCUCCCCUCCUCCCGUGGAAUUUUGUAUUAAAAACAAAAAUCAAAUCCAACACAUUACUUUAAUACAUCGAGUCAAACCAGCUCAUACGAUAGAAAG